Messenger RNA from Ipomoea triloba (trilobed morning glory), 6293 nucleotides. RefSeq lists its product as uncharacterized. Gene Ontology annotation, molecular function: zinc ion binding. Bases 498 to 5435 code for a protein of 1645 amino acids. The record is from RefSeq and is a predicted model, not a curated record. The transcript is spliced from 13 exons. NCBI's taxonomy places the organism in Eukaryota, Viridiplantae, Streptophyta, Magnoliopsida, Solanales, Convolvulaceae.
AAAAAAAAGCGGCUGCUAUUCUGCUAAACUAGAAACCGGACUCUUUCUCUCUCUCUUCUGCCAGGUUUCUGUCCCUCUCUACUCUGAGUCUCAGCUUUGAGCUUCAGAGAUCGCACAAGGCGAUUGCAGUUCAAAUUUGUUCUUCUUUAAAGGCCGUUUCUAAAAUAACCUAACUUCUUUCCAGUACAAAACAGAAUUGUUUUCUUACUUACAAGGCACAUAUAAUUUAGAUUGGUUGGUGACGGUGAAUUCCAUUCCCGAUCCAGGUGGGUUGCGUAGAAAUGGUUAUCUGCUUUGUUGUUAGGAUUUGAAUUCGAAGAUUGUGCGGGUGAAAUUUUGGUGUGUGUAUCUACAUACAGUUAGUUGCUGGUGAAAAAACAGCGGCUUUUGAGGAGGGUUUGAAGAAGGAGCUUGGGGAUUUUUUUGUUUUAGUUUAGUUUUUGAAGAUUUUUGUAGGGGACAGAGAUGGAAGGAAGGGGGUAGGUGUUAGAAGAGAGAUGGAAGAAUCUGAGCUUGAAGAAGGGGAGGCUUGCUGUUAUGAGAAUGAGAAUAAUGGCGGUGACGAAAAUUCAUUCGUUGACCCUGAUGCUCUCACCCACAUUGAAGAAAAAAUCCAAGAUGUUUUAGGGCAUUUUCGAAAAGAUUUUGAAGGUGGUGUUUCUGCUGAGAAUCUCGGGUCAAAAUUUGGGGGGUAUGGUUCAUUUUUACCCACUUAUCAGCGUUCACCUUCUUGGUCUAAUCCAAGGACUACGCCAGAUGUCCCUAACAAUAACAUACUAAGAUCCCCCAAAAAUCUGAACCUCGAGGUUGGUAGGCAAAAUUCAUUAGUUUCAUCUAGCACUUCUCUGUCAGCAAGACUUGGUGCAGCUUCCACCAAUUCUGUACUUGUACCUGCAACCAGGGCUUCUAUUGCAAAUGUAGAUACCAAAACCGGCACACAUUCCGCUCGGGCUGAAGAAUCUACUUUAAUAUCUAAAAAUCCUAAAAAGCGUGCAAGUUCUUCUGAUCAGAAAUGUCUGAAGGUGCGCAUCAAAGUUGGAUCUGAAAAUUUGUCAACUCAAAAGAAUGCUGAAAUCUAUAGUGGACUUGGCCUUGAUGUUUCUCCAUCAUCAUCGUUGGAUGAUAGCCAUGACGAUAGUGAAGGGUUAACUCGUGACCUAUGGGAUGCCUCAGAUGAAUCCCCUACAAGCAUCAUUCAGUUUAUGACCUCAGUUCCAUUUCAUCGAAGCUUGUUGUUAUCUCCUCUAUCUGAUGAUUUGAUUCAUUUGACGGAAAAAGAUAGUCUUCAGGGAAAUACUGUAUGUAAACCCCUGCGCAAGGCCUUCACAGAAACUUCUGGGGUGAUGUUAAAUGGCUCUGGUUACACAGUGGGUAAUGGAAAAAUCUUGGAUGAGAGGAAGUUGAAGUCAUUUGAGAAAAAUGCUAAUUGUAAUGACAAUGGCAUUCAGGAUUCUGUAGGUUUACCAUCAAAGAAGGAAAUUGAUGUUGGUACUUUGAGUUGUGAAGAUCUCAUUUCUAAGACUUUGAAACUCCCCCUUUUGAUGAGCUCAUGUACAACUGUUUCUGAUCCUAUUAAGCACUCCAAGCCAGUUGAUAGUCUGAGAACUGAUGUUCAUUGUAUGGUGAAGGAAGAGAGCUUGGAUGGUGCACCCAAGGAUGUUUUUCAGCCCAUAUCUGAUAUGGAGACUGACAGAACUGAAAAGUCUAAUCGAAAGGGUAAUUCAUGUGGAGGGGCUUGGGAAAGUAAAAAAUCAAAUCGUUUUGACAACAGCACAGGGUACUCAAAUAAAGAGGGCAACUAUGGAGUACAAGCUGAUGUUUCAGCCAAUGCUCGGCAGAACAAAGACAGAAAGGCUCUUAAUACUGAUUUCCUUGGUAUACCAGAGCUAUCUGGUUGUCGGAAGGUUGCCUUAAACAAUGAGGAUGGCUUGAAACUGGCUAAUGGGAAGGAACAGGUUACAUCUGGAGGCAAAAAGAAACUUCGAGGAAGUCAGGUUCAUGAUGCUGAUGGUGGGAAGGUGUUAAAUGAUGGUUUUGUAACUGAUUCUUCUUUGACACACAAGUGUAAAAAGAGCUCUUCUAGCAACACCAGUACAUCUACACAUGAUUCAGACGAUUUCAAGAACCAUAUAAGAGCUAGAAGUACUUAUAUGGAGUUAUUUGGGGACCUGGAAGUUGAAGCAGAAGAUGAAAUUGGUCUUGGGAAAAUGCAUAAAUUGGAAAUGCUGAAAGAUUCUGGUGAUGUUGGGAAGACAACCCUGGUAGAGUACAAUGACACAGUGAAGGAAAGAUCUAAUGCUUCAAAGAUUGAGAAGUCAUUUGUAUCAGCGGAGCAGCCUAGGUUAGCUUCAGACAUGAAUGCUCCCUGUGGAAAUGUGACCAAUCUUACUUUUGGUCCAAGUGGUCCAACAGCAGAGGCUCCUGUACUUAAAGAAGAUUGGGUAAUGUGUGACAAGUGUCAGACAUGGCGUUUACUUCCAUUUGGUACUGAUCCUCGGAGUCUACCCAAGAAGUGGCUUUGCAGGAUGCUUGACUGGCUGCCUGGGAUGAACCAUUGUGAUAUUAGUGAGGAAGAGACAACUAAGGCUUUGAGAUCCCUCUACCAGUUCCAUCCUGCUGCCACAACUGCCUCUACUUUUAAGACUGAAAACAAUGAUCACCACAAUCCUGGUGGGAAUCUUUUAGGAGUAGCUUCAGUUGAUGAUUUGCAUUCAAAUCAUAUGCACGUUACAGAUGCUAGUGGAAAGAAGAAAUAUGGGUCAAAAGUUUUGCCGAAUGAAAACAAACAGGAUUGCCCUACACAGUUUUCUGACAAAACAAAUGAGAAUUUUCAAGCGAUCCAAAAUAAUAACGGUUUAAACAACACCAUCCAAUCUUCAGUUGAUGAAAAUAGGUAUCAUAAGUACUCAGGCCAAUCUAAUACCUCAAUGAUGGAGAAGGGAAGACAAAAACAGAAAGAGAGGAAAAAGUUGCUGAACAACCACUCUGAUGGAGGUGACAAAAAUGCAAAACUGAGGAAUAAAAACGAGAAAAAUUUAGAGAGUUCUACAGCCUCCAAGAAGAUGAAAAGAGAUGAUUUAAAUUAUAAUGAUGAAAAUUGGAUGGUUGACAUUGCUGGGGAAAAACCAACACGUAGCUCAAGCAACAGUUUGUCACGAAGUGCAUUCGUGAAGGAUCAAAAUAAAAAUAAAUAUAAGGAUUCAAAUAUUGAUGCAAAGAAAAGUGUGGUUCCAGAUAGAAGCCCACAGAUCCAUCUUCCAUUGAGUUCAAGUGAUGGUUCUGUGCAUGUGGGGAAGUGUGACAUUAAAGACUCAUUCAAGAAGAGGAAAGAGAAUGAGUGCCAGUAUGCAGAGACCUGUAAUAAAAUGUUUCCUGGUGUAGGAUGUAAUUCCCGAGAUACUACUGAUUUAGUGGAAGAAACGUGUGAAAAUGACCAAAGGAAAGGAAAGAAAGGAAGGAAAUCCCACUCUGUGAUGAAAGAUUCAAGUGGAAAGAAAUCCAAUGAAGGAAAUGGUGAAAGGGGUAGAAGUAAGGAGCAGCAGCAAGUAGUGGGGCAGCACCUGGAUGGCACCAUGUCUCAGCAGAGCUUAGAUGCUAUGGGUUCUUUAAAAAGGGGCUUGGGGCCUAUGGGAACUUUGCAGCCCUCUCCAGCUGCCACUUCAAGUUCUUCUGAAUUUUCUGGCUCACAGAAAAACAAAACCAGUCUCCAGGAACUAAGGGCUUCUCCUGUGGAAUCAGUGUCUUCAUCUCCUCUUAGAAUUCCUACAUCAGAUAAGUUUGUCUCUACAAUGAGCCUCGGCAGAAAAGAUGAUUGUCAGGAUGCUGGAUUUUUCUCUGUGCUUAGUCCGCGGAGAUCUUCAGAUGGGGAGGAUGAUGGGAGCAGCUAUCAAUAUGAGAUUCUUAAGAAGGAUCAAAAUCUUGAUGUGAGGCAUCAAGGGUCCCUUUCUGGUCAUAUGCCAUGUGCUAAAUUGAGCCAAUACACCCUACAUUCUCCUGAUACUGCAAAUCCUCGUGAUGCUGCUGUAUGUACAGAUCCCUUACCUCAGGGUGACCACUAUGCUUUUAAGGCACAGAAUUUGGAGAAAGACCUGGAUGAUAAGGACGGAAGGAAUGGCCAUCUCCAUAAUAAUAGUGGAAUAGUCUUGAAGUCCGGGAAGGGUUCCUCUUCAAGGCCUAAAGCAGGACAAAACAAAUUUCAGGACACAGACAGGAGUGCUAUUGGUUCAGAUAAGAUUAAGAAAAAACCCAUUCCUGAGAAGGAUCCUUCAAGAAAGUCGUUGAACAAGGUUGUUAAGGGUCACUCAAAAUGUACUGACAAUAAUUGUACUGAUGUUAGAAUGGAUGGUUCUGAGAAGCAGGCUUUGCUUUCAGAUAGCGAUGAUGGAAGGUUGACUAAGAAACCUUUUUCUGACAAAGAAGAAGGAAUUGCAAGCUCUGGGAGAGGGAAAUCACUUCCAGUAUUAGCAGAUAGUGGUAAACUUGGGCUAACAGCAGGUUUACAGCCAGUUUCUGGAUCUCAAAAAGAUGCAGCAAAUUUGUUGUCUGUUGAUACUUUUGAGGGGGAUGCUUCAAAGGCUAAACAAGGUAAGGAAGAUCACAGCCAGAGUAGGGACCAACCUACUAGUUUGCAGCACAACAGUCCAAAUAUUCGCAAGUUCCGAGAUCUUGAUGCUCCCAGUCCUGCUCGAAGAGAGCCCUCCAGUCAAGCUGCUACAAAUGCUGUAAAAGAAGCUACAAACCUGAAACACCUUGCUGAUCGCCUAAAGAAUUCUGGAUCAAGUGAAAGCACUAGUCUUUAUUUCCAAGCUGCUUUAAAAUUUCUCCAUGGAGCCUCUUUAUUUGAAUCAUGCAAUACCGAUAGCAUGAAGAACAAUGAGAUGACUCAAUCGAGACAAAUUUACAGCAGUACUGCAAAACUCUGCGAAUUUUGUGCUCAUGAAUAUGAAAGAUCCAAGGACAUGGCUGCUGCUGCUCUUGCCUAUAAAUGCAUGGAGGUUGCAUAUAUGCGUGUAAUUUAUUUCUCACAUACCAGUGCAAACAGAUACAGAAAUGAAUUACAAGCAGCUUUGCAAAUCUUUCCACAAGGUGAAUCCCCGCCCUCUUCUGCCUCUGAUGUUGAUAAUUUAAACAAUUCAUUGGCUGUAGACAAGGUUGCCUCGGCUAAAGGUGUUGGUUCUCCACAAGUCACAGUAACACCAGUUAUUACAGCAAGAAAUCGUUCCAACUUCAUGCGGCUUCUCAAUUUUGCCCAGGAAGUUAGUUUUGCAAUGGAUGCCUCCAGAAAAUCAAGAGCUGCUUUUGCAGCUGCUAAUCCAAGAAAAGGAGAGGCUCUGUGCAAAGAGGGUAUGUUAUCUGUUAGAAAGGCCCUGGAUUUCAACUUCCAGGAUGUGGAUGGAUUUCUGCGUCAUGUACGCAUCGCAAUGGAAGCAAUAUAGCACUGAAAUGUAAGCAUGCAAAACAUGUUUUUGCUCCACUCUGUUGAUACAGUGGAAGCAGAUAGGCUGGAUCGUUUAGAAAGAGAUUAACCAGGAUGACUGAAAUUCCAAUAUGAGAGCCAUCUAUUUUUUGACCUUGUAUGUAUAGCAAUAGCUGAAUUCUAGUUGAGAUAUUCUUUAAUGCCUCCUCGGGUUUCUUCUAAAUAAGUAAGGAUCUUAGAUCCAAGAGAUAGUGGUUUGAUCCCUGACAGAAACCCAUAACAUAGCAAACUCAUUAUUUGAUUACUGAUCCUGAUAACCCGUUUCUCCAACCAUGAGUCAUAAGCAUCAGGAUUGAGUUUUAGGCUCUCAGGUCAUUUGUACAGUUCAUGCUUUGCAAUUGAGAUUAUUGAUAGACUGUUGUUUACAUAAAGGCGGAAGAAUGACUAAAUACAUACAUCUCUAAAAUGCAAGACCAGCAGUUGUUCUGGUGUAUGGCUUUGCUAGUUUGCUUCAAUAGGGUGGUUGUACAGAUGGUCUGCUCUCAGACCGAAAUCUUUUGCGUACAGGAAGACAACAAUUGCAGCCACCACUGUCAUGUUCCAAAGAAGGGUAUGUGAUGGCAAAACAUUUGUUUCCAGAGUUUCCCUCCCGGUUGGACAAAUUGGUACAGCUGUUCUCCAUUUUUUAACCUGCUAAUGUAAAUAUCAGAAAAUGCUUGUUUUAAUCUAGAUGGUGAAAACUGAAAAGCUAGUUGGAAAUUAGACAGUUAUAAUGUAAGGUGUUGAUUGCUGGAAAUUUUCUGUAAUCAAAACUGUGUAUAUGCUUCUCGAUCAACUUCUAAUGUUAUAAUUUAAAAAUGUUAAAAUUGAUAUUUCA